AUGUCCCCGCAAGUUGGACAGUCAUGUCCACGACGCUUGGAAUUGGAAUUGUCAAGCUCGACCAAAGCAGCAACCAAUUUUUUCGCCGAAAUUUCUGCCUUAUUGGCCCCUCUACUUGGUGUGCUGACAUCCAACCCACAAGCCGUGUUACUGCUCUGCAUUUUCGCGCCUCAAACUGCUGCCCGGGACCUCUUCACUAUGAUCGGCCUGCAAUACUCCAGUGCCAAAUACUCUCUCCCCUACAGCCGAGGAAACGUGCUUCUGUCCAUUUUCCAAGGCGCCCAUGGUUUGUGUGUCCUCGUGCUACUUCCCUUAGUCACCCACUUCAUCGCCGACCGACGGGGAUGGACCGCCUGGGCUCGUGACCGCCUAUACUCCAUUGCGUCCAUGACGGCGACGGCAUCCGGCCUAAUUAUCAUAGCUGUUGCACCAGCUUUGGCGAUUGAGGCCACAGGGCUGCUGCUCGUGGCGGUUGGCAGCUGUACAACAGGGUUUCUGAUGAGUUUGUUAGGCGCAGCAGUGCAGCCGGGUGAGGUGAGCUUAGUGUACAGCACGGCGCUGAUGCUCAGCAUUGUGGUACGGAGUCUUAUGGGACCAGUGGCUAGUAUGCUGUUUGUGAAGGGCCUGGAGCUGGGGCGGCAUUGGAUGGGCCUGCCAUUCGCAGCAGCGGCUGUGCUGAUGGCAGGUAUGGCUAUAGCGAGCGGCUUCAUCUGUUUAGAGAAGAAGGAUCCUGUCGAAGAGCACUCUUUUUAA
Molecule: messenger RNA, 753 nt
Organism: Penicillium griseofulvum
Lineage: Eukaryota; Fungi; Ascomycota; Eurotiomycetes; Eurotiales; Aspergillaceae
Exons: 1
Coding region: 1-753 (250 amino acids)
Biological process (GO): transmembrane transport
Cellular component (GO): membrane
Molecular function (GO): transmembrane transporter activity
Source: RefSeq, a predicted model, not a curated record